Nematolebias whitei (Rio pearlfish) is the source of this 4109-nucleotide messenger RNA. Its product is annotated as DENN domain-containing protein 4B. Gene Ontology annotation, biological process: regulation of Rab protein signal transduction. The transcript has 24 exons. The record is from RefSeq and is a predicted model, not a curated record. Gene Ontology annotation, molecular function: protein binding. Gene Ontology annotation, cellular component: cytoplasmic vesicle. The coding region runs from base 16 to 3921 and encodes 1301 amino acids. Lineage: Eukaryota; Metazoa; Chordata; Actinopteri; Cyprinodontiformes; Rivulidae.
CCUCAGACUGAAGGCAUGACAGAGGAGAAAUGUCCCCAGUUGGUGGACUACUUUGUAGUAGCGGGUCUGGACCCUGGUGGGCCCUGGAGGACUCUGGACGAAGACGGGAAGACCUCCUCCUCCUCUUGUUUGUCGAUGCGGGUGGUGGAGCCGGUGACAGACCUGGUGGUGAUCGCUCGGGGUCUUGGGGAGGAUGUCCCAGAGGGUUUUACGUGCAUUGAGAAGACCCUGGGUGGCCACUCAGCGGAGCUGAGCGCCGGCCUCAUCAACAACCCGCACCUGUACCUGUGCUACCGCCGAGGACGGGACAAACCUCCAAUCCUGGACCUGGGGGUUCUGUACGAGGGGAAGGAAUCUCUCAAACAGGGCUGGUACGUCAUAGAGACAACGCCCUACAGCCGCUCGGCCAGCUUGAGCUCAGCGGGCGCUCCUACGGCUCACCGUGUCUUCCUGACCUACCGCCGGGCUCUGGACUCUCAGGGUCUUCACUCGCUGGGCAUCACCGACGUCGCCCUGCUGCUACCCAGCAAAGGGGAGGUGGCGCCGCACACUUUCUGUCGGAUUGACAAGAACCUCAACACGGGCAUGUGGGGUCCAGCUCUGUACGUGUGCUAUAAGAGAGCCGUAGCCAAAGCCAACUCCCUGCUGUUUGAAGCUGGUCUGAUCAGCCGGUACCCGGAGGAGGACCUGGACUCGUUCCCUCUGCCCGAGUCGGUGCCGGUGUUCUGUCUGCCGAUGGGUGUCAGCGUGGAGAGCUGGCCCCUCAACACCAAGUACCAGCUGCCCGUCUUCUCCACCUUCGUCCUGACGUCCGCGUCUGGGGACAAGGUUUAUGGUGCUGCCAUCCAGUUCUACGAGUCGUUCUGCAGGGAUCUUCUGUCAGAGCGGCAGAGCAUUCAGCUCGGCCUGCUCAGCGUGGUGGACCGGCGUCCCAUCAGCAGCCGCAGUCUCCAUGUCAAGAAGAGCAUCUGUGUCCUGUCCCACUGGCCCUUCUUCACCGUCUUCCAGAAGUUCCUCACCUUCAUCUACAGAUACUCCAUCUCUGGGCCGCACGUCCUGCCUCUUGAAAAACACAUCUCCAGCUUCAUGCACAACGUCCCGUUUCCGUCCCCUCAACGUCCUCGGAUCCUCGUCCAGCUCUCACCGUACGACAACCUGCUGCUCUGCCAGCCCGUCUCCUCCCCCCUCCCCCUCAGUGGCGCGAGCUUCCUGAAGCUGCUGCAGAACCUCGGUCCAGAGAGCACGUGCACGCUGCUGCUCGCCGUCCUCAUAGAACACAAACUGCUGCUGCACUCGCUCAGACCCGACGUCCUCACCUCCGUCAGCGAGGCCCUCGUCUCUAUGACCUUCCCCCUGCGCUGGCUCUGCCCCUACAUCCCUCUGUGCCCGCUGCAGAUGGCCGACGUCUUGCUGGCGCCCAUGCCCUUCAUCGUGGGCGUUCACUCCAGCUACUUUGACCUUCACGACCCCCCAGCUGAGGUGAUGUGUGUGGACCUGGACACCAACACAAUCUUCCAGUCCGAGGAGAAGAAGCCGUUGUCAUGGCGAUCGUUGCCCAGAAAGCACGGCAAGACUCUGUUCAACACGCUGACCACUCUCCACAGAACCCUGGAGAAGAUACCUUCUCAACUCUCCACAAAUCACAAGUGCCAGAACUGUGACCAGAACCUAAUGUCAGGCAAGAGCCAGAUGGAGCCCGUGUUGAUGAUCCAGAUGUAUGGAUCUUCACACCUGACCGUGGCCCCUCUGUCACAUGACCUUCACCUGACAGACGGACGACUGGUGUGUUACCGGAUCCUCAUGCAGCUGUGCGGUCAGUACGGGGAGCCGGUUCUGGCGGUCCGGGUCCUCCUGGAGAUGAAGAAGGCUGGAAUCACCCCGAACACUAUCACCUACGGAUACUACAACAAGGCCGUCCUGGAGAGCAAGUGGCCUUCGACCAAUCAGGGAGGCCGUCUCCGCUGGGUCAAGCUGAGGAACGUCCUAUUGGCUGUGGCUCAGUUCAGACGACCAAUCAGACGGCGGCAGAAGAGCGACUCUGUGGGCUCCAGAGCAGACGUGGUGACGGAUCCGGACAUGAAGCUCCGCCCACACCUGAUCCGUCAGUCCAGUUGGACCGGUCUGAGCCAGAGUUCCAGUCAUGAGUCUCUGACUGGGUCUCUGAUUAAGAGCAGCAGCCUGAGCAGCAUGAAGAUGCCCAGAGACGAUGUUCGACCUUGUAGGAGGACUGUCCUCCCUGAUGCCAAGAUGAAUGGUUGUGGAGAUCCCGUCUCUCAGAAACCUCCUCUGGGACAGCGAAAUGUCUCCGCCCCUCCUCUGGUGCCCCUCUGUGGGGUGGUGGUCCCCCGAAGUCAGGUCUGCCUGUCCACCUUCUACUCAGAGUGUGCCGAGUCUGCGGACUCAGAACUGGACUGCAGCUACCCACCUGAGGACAGAGACGGCAGGUCUGAGAGGGUGACAGACUCCGCCCACAGGAACCCCAGGUCUGAGAGGGUGACAGACUCCGCCCACAGGAACAAGACUGUAGACGAGAACUCCAACAACGUGUCGUCUCCGAGCCGAGGAGGUCUGACAGGAAAACUGCAGCAGCUCCUCACGCCCACCAGACUCCGAGCGUCGUCACGCAGAGCAGUCAGCAUGGACAACCGGAGGUCAGGAGGAGCAGGAGGAGGAGGGACAGGAAGAAGAAUAUCAGAGCAGAGGCAGUCCAGGAAAUCUCAAGUGACCGAAACUCUGCUGAAAGCCAAGGAGCGCCUGGCGAACGCCACGUCCGAGAGCUCUCUGUCUGUAGGAAGUGACCUGGACCUGUCGGACACGCCCACUCAAGCGUUCCCUCUGCGCAGGUCAUGGGACUCCAACCAAGACGCGGCAGGGAUUGAGGUUCUGAUGUCCAGCUGCUCGCUGUGCCGCAGCUGCAACUCUUUGGUUUACGACGAGGAGAUCAUGGCGGGCUGGACGUCAGACGACUCCAACCUGAACUCGUCCUGCCCGUUCUGCGGCGCCUCCUUCGUGCCGUUCCUGAACGCAGAGAUCUGCGACCUCGGACCCGUCAGCAGUGCGGAGCGCUGUAACCUGAACCUGGAGGAUGAGGUGGAGAGUGCCGUGAGGCCCCCCAGUGGUCCGCAGGCCCCCCUGCGGCACCACUGCAACGGACUGAGCGACGACUCGAGCUCCGAGACCAGCAGCUACUCUGAAACCAGCAGAACCACCACGGUGCCGUCAGUGGGCGGGACUCCCCAGGUGACGGUGGCCUACCUGAGCCCUCUGGUUCUGAGGAAGGAGCUGGAGAGUCUUCUGCAGAACGAUGGCGAGGCGGUUCUGGCCCAGCCUCAGUUCCUGGACAGCCACUCCAUAAUCUUCUGGAACCUGGUCUGGUUCUUCCAGCGGCUCGGCCUGCCCAGUAACCUGCUGCAGCUGGUCCGAAACUCUGCGCUGGUCAGCCACUUCACACAGUCGGAGAACUCCUCGGUCCGAGUCAGACUCCUCUGGGACACCCUGACACCCGACACAGACCAGUGGCCCCCACUCUACGUCCUCUGGAGGAUCCACAGUGGCGUCCCGAUGAGGAGCUAUAGCUGGAGGAGACACAACCACCCGUUCUCCCUGUCUUUCCUAGAGGAGGUGCUGCGCUGGGUGGGCAUGAACGAGGUGCACAAGGCCGUCACUCUCCUCCUGGACACACUGGCCAAGCAGCCAGGGACGCCGUCGAUCCAGAGGAGUCUGUACAGAGAGUUCCUGUUCCUCACGUUGGCAGCGAUGGGUAAAGACCACGUGGCGGCCUUCGAUAAGAAGUUCCGGGCGGCUCAUGCUCGUCUCAGCAGCUCUCUGGGGAGGGAGGAGCUCCGCAGGAAGAGGGCGGAGCCUCCUAGCUCCAAAGCCAUCGACUGCAGACGUAGCUUCCACCCCCCUCUGGAGUGCUGAGAGGGCCCUGAUCCGGGUUCUGCUCCCUGACCGGACCCCAUUUUCCUCCUGUACCAUCCCCCCACCCAACUACAGACUGGUCCAGGAUCUGGUGCAGGAUCUACAGAUCAGUCUUUGAUCUUUCUGUAGUCUCAGGAUCACGUCUGUGGAGCAGAUGUUUACAGAUUUAGUUUGUUUCUCAGAAAAAA